This is a messenger RNA of Cottoperca gobio, 1291 nucleotides long. RefSeq names its product solute carrier family 51 member A (gene slc51a). The transcript has 8 exons. The record is from RefSeq and is a predicted model, not a curated record. NCBI's taxonomy places the organism in Eukaryota, Metazoa, Chordata, Actinopteri, Perciformes, Bovichtidae. The coding region runs from base 243 to 1208 and encodes 321 amino acids.
CACUUCUUUCGGCUGCGUCAGUGAUUGGGCAGACUGCUCACUGUCCUAUGACAGAGGAAGAGGCGGGUCCAGGCAUUGCAACAAGUGCUUUUGCUGCAGGACAGACAGAUAUCCCUCUGUGGAAAGUUUGAGGACGCUCGUCUUUGGAUCGGAGGAGAGGAGGCUCAGCGCACCGAGCGUCUGUGGAUGUACGAGAGAAACUUGGAAGUUGCAUUUGUUAAAAUCCACCGACUGCAGCCACCAUGGUUGCCAACCGAACCACUAUGGACCCGAGAUGCAUGGAGAAGCCUCCUCUCGCCCUCGACAUCAUCCUCAACUUGGACAUCUUUGGCCUCAUCCUGUACUCCGUGCUCACCUUCAUGGCCGCUGUGUCCAUGCUCAUCUUCUUAGAGGAGUGUAGCUACAUCUAUAAGAAGGUGCCCAACAAUAAGAAGAGUGUCAUCAUCUGGGUGAACGGGGCAGCGCCGGUGAUUGGCACCAUGUCGUGUCUGGGGAUGUGGAUCCCCAGAGCCACCAUGUUUACUGACAUGACCUCUGCCUGCUACUUUGCCAUCGUGGUGUUCAAGUUCCUGAUCCUGAUGCUGGAGGAGGUGGGCGGUGACGAGGCUUUCCUGAAGCGAGCGGAGAGAUACAAGCUGAAGAUCAGCACGGGGCCGUGCUGCUGCUGCUGCCUCUGCCUGCCUCACGUGGCCAUCACACGGCGCACACUCUUCCUGCUCAAGCUUGGCUCCUUCCAGUUUGCCCUCCUGAAGAUUGCCUUCACCAUCCUUUCCAUUGUGCUCUGGACCAACGGGACAUUCGACCUGGCUGAUUUGACCAUUUCAGGAUCUGCUAUUUGGAUCAACCCCUUUGUGGGCAUCUUGACAAUCAUCGCCCUGUGGCCGGUCGCGAUCAUGUUCAUGCACCUGAGGAUCACCCUGCGGACAAUCAAGAUCAUCCCCAAGUACGCCAUGUACCAGCUGGUGCUGAUCCUGAGCCAGCUGCAAACAGCCAUCAUCAACAUCUUGGCUCUGAACGGCACCAUCGCCUGCGCUCCGCCCUUCUCCGCCCCAGCCAGAGGAUUCAUGAUGAGUCAGCAGCUUUUGAUCCUGGAGAUGUUCAUCAUCACGCUGGUGACACGUCUGCUGUACCGCCGAGAGUACGAUCCUUUACCCGAAGAGCAACAGGAAAUCAACGAAAACACUAAGAUGGCUACAGUGUCUGCAUGAGAACAGUGUGUGUGUGUGAGACUGUGAGACCGUGUGACACUGUGUGAGUGUGAGAGACUGUGUGUGUGUGAGACUGUGUGUGU